UUAAAGUACCCAAGUACUGUACACAGUUCCCAAGUACACACCGAUCUAUUGAGACCAAUUACCCACGCACUUGGGGAGAGCACUGUAAUAACAUGCAAGUCCCACCGACCCUGAUUUUGAAGCUACCACAAUCUUAGUGGGAGUGGAUCUGUUGAUGGUUUUAUAAACAGUUGGAGAAAUCAUUGUAAAAAUACUCAUAGAAAUAUUAAUAUUAAAAUGAAACUUAUCAUCAUUUUUCAAUUCGUGUCACAUUAUGAUAAGGGAAAACGAGCCAUUACCUAUGACGCCACCUGUGUAUGACCGUCCUUUAGUUGUGAAGAAAACUCGGCCCAAGAGUUACGUGGUUUCAGUUUCACUUGAGAUUUUGGUACUUAUUUUUUCUGUACAGGCCUUGACACCUUGACUCAAGUAAGAGAUGUUGUUUGGGUGAUGUUAAGUAAUAAAAACUCUGACAAUGCACAGAACCUGAUAGAACAUGACCUAACUGGGGGGCUGUGCCCUUGGACCCUCUGGCAUAUUCAGCAGAAGGAACUUAUCUUAAUAUUGAAGUGGAUAGAGUGCAUUGAUGGCACCCAGGAAGUGGAAAGGAGCGGAUCCAUUAAUGAAUCAACAAAAAGGACGCUGGAGGCACAAGUAACUAUCGGAAAAAAAAUGUCUCAAGCUAAGAGGGGAUCAUGGAAACCACUAUUCAAAAAAGCAAAAAUAACACACAAAGCUAUUAACGAUGACAGGCCUCUCAUUCAGAGGUGGAAUUUAUUGGUAAUUUUGCCAAAGAAGAAAGCAGCCUUUUCUCUAAGGGAUCCUGAUAUUAUAAAGUUAAUGGAUUUUCUGAAGGAAGAUGCCAGUGAAAUAAACAUUAAUAGGUAUGUCACUGUGUCAUGUCGAUCUGAAGCAGAGGCAAAUAUUAUAAAAGAUGAGCUAAAUAACUUUGAAAUGGAGGGAGAGAAGAUCAUUCUUUCAGAUGUAAAUAGAGCUGUGGUUGCAACAAGAACACAGCUUUACCCGUUGUAUGUAGGAAACACUGAUGCUAAAAAAAUGAAGAGGAAGAGAUUACUGGGCAUCUUCCCCACUGCAAAGAAAAUUACUCUGCAGAAGUUAUCUGGUGGUGUAAGGCUUUAUUUUGUGUAUUUUGAGACUCCAGAAGAAGCUCAGAGGGUUUUAGAAGCUCAGCCAUAUUGCAUUAAUGGGCAAACAUUGGUUCUCAAUAAUCCAAAACUUGUAAAAAAAAAUGGAUCCGAAGAAACUGAAGAUGAGGAUUUAGCCAAAGGAGACAAAGUGUGUUCUGAAAACAUUGCUCAAACAGCAGAAGAUGAAGAAGCUAGCAUGCAACCAACCGUUCAUUCAGAUGAUUCAGAUGAAGAGCUUGAAGAUAACCAAGCAGUUGAACUGUCUACAGUGAAAAAUGAUGACAUACAUGAAGUACAUUUUUGUCUCCCAAAGUCUAAAAAAUCAUUGAAGAAUCCUGAUAUAUUAAGGCUGCUAACAAUACUGGAGAAGGCUGCUGAUAUCAAGAUUCAUAGAGAGUUUCAUGUGCUGUGUCCAACAGAAGAUGUUGCACAAAACAUAAAGAUUGCAAUAGAGAACUUUGUUGUACAUGGGGAGAAUAUCAAAGUUAUCAGCAAGUAUAAAUCCUACAGAGAGCCUGUUGUUGACCCAAAGUGCUUGCACAUUGGAGGCCUCCCUGCAGGGACUACAACUGAGGAUGUGACGAAACUUUUUCCUGCGGCAGAAAGAGUUGAACAGAGAAGUCCUGGUAAUAAUGAUAGAAAUAUAAACAAUGAGUCCUGCUUUGUAUACUUUAAUAACGAGUCAGAUGUUAAGAAUGCAAUACAGUCCAAACCAUUUUACAUCGAUGGUAAAGAGGUGUGUGUAGAUGAAGCCGUACCACAUAUUAAAAAAAGACCAAGACCAAAGUUUCAGAAAAGGAAAUUCAAGAGAAAUAAACGUUUUUGUCACCGAGCCAAUGACUAUCAUGAUUUCUACCAGAGCAACGAGCAGCACUACCGCCAAGAUAAGUAUCAAAACCCCCAUCGCAACUAUCGUGAUGAGCAGAAACCAACAACAAGUAACAAAACAUCACUUAGCAGAUAUGAACAAUUUACUGCAUACAACUGGUAAAUUUGUAAAAUCAAACACUUUGCUGUUGGCAAAGAAGAUACCAUUAAGUAGCAAGAUGGGGAAGAAAGUGGUGAAGUCUAAUGUGUUGUAGAUUCAUUUAUCUCAAACAAAAUUAAGUGAUGAGUAUAUAGGUGGUAUAUUGAUUUUUCAGCAAGCUUGGGAUUGAGAGCAAACUUGAUACUGCAGUGAAAUAUCCCAAAUUUUAGAAAUAAUAGGUCAAAGAUUAUACAUGAAUACCUGCAUCAAAUAAAGUAAUGGAAAAUAUGCCAAAUGCUAUAGGAUGCAAUCUCUAGAUGACCCCAAAAUGAUAUAUCUACAAGUUUUUGUUAGUAAAAAGCAUGGAACCAAAUUUUAAAUUAAAGUGAAUCAUGUAAUUGUUUUAUAAUACAGUAGCUAUAUUUACCAAAAAGAUACUGGUAAUAUAUUGCAUUAUGUACAGUGAGCAAAAUGGUGGUCUUGGGGUGUAUUAAUUAACAUAACAUAUACUGUACAGGCUUAAGUUUGUAAACUAUAAUGCAGCUCAAUAUGUACUGUGCAAUGACAAAAAAUACACAAUGGUAAGGGUGUAUAUAUUCAUGCAUGUAUGUGUACAUACUACUUGUGGAUGUUUAGGAAGGUCUAUUCUGCCAUUGUCAAGUCAAACCAUAGAUGUAGUGGGUGUUGAACCAAUUCCAUUUUUAGAGGUUGUACAUAAAUUGGCUCUUUGACUUAUAAGUAUAGAAAGUGUUUAGAGCUAAUUUCUUUGAAGUAAGAGUUGUGAACUCUUGAUAUAACUUGCCAGAGAAUGGUGUGAAAGCACUAAUUGUGAACCUUUAAGUCCAGACUUGACCUAUACUGGCACAUGUUCAGACAUAUUGAAGAGCCUGUACAUAACCAAUAACUGACAAUCAAGCAGGCUAGUAAGUUGACCUGUGGUGAAGAGUAUAAGGGCAUAUUCACACACAAAUUUGUUUGUAGUCUCAUCUGCAUCCAGUUGCUGCACUAUUUCUUGUCUUGCUUAUUGGGAAUGUAACUGUUUUUGAGUAGAAGAUGCUGGAGGCAUUUAUUGAUUAUUAUUUUUUAGAUGCCAUAGGUAUCGUGGGUGCAGUUUUACUGCCAUUUUUUUAAACACUCGGGGCAGCAAGCCCGUAGAGCAAUCCCGAAUGUCGGGUUACUGUUUGGUAACCCGUCAAAUGGAUUCGUCAAACUCGAAUAUCAAUCCCGAAGAUCGGGUUACUAUUAAGUAACCCGAACGUCACAACUCGAGAGGGUUGGUAUGCCUCAUCCAAGAUAAAUAUAAACAAACCAGGUCGAUCUGCGUGCCAAAAUUGAAGUAGAAACAUGAGUUGUGGAGAUAAAAGUUCAUCUUCAAGGAAAAGGGCAGAUUUCACAGCCAAUUAUGCCAGCGUCUGCACCAGCAGGAACACUUAGAUCAACCGAUCCAACAUCAGGAUCACCCGUGCCACCAACAGCAGCAUCAACAUCCAGUCACAGGGGGAAGAGAAGGAAGCAGGUGAACAAGAGGAAUGAAUGCUUCAUUGCCAUUAUUAAGGACAGUACACAAGAACCGAAUGGUGCUAUAUUGGAGGCUUUAAAGGCCUUCACUAGUAUGUACAGUACAUUAUCAGCCCAGUCUGUGCGUAAUGUAUUUAGAGCAAGCAUUAGAGUUGUUGACCAGUGGCAUAUGUCAAGAGUGCAGCCAUAAUUCCACCUCUGGCUGUGGGCAAUCAAGUUAAAUUGUGGAGACUUUGCCAUCAGUGUCAUAAUUGAUAAUGUAUAAACUGUGAUUUUUUUCUAUCUCUCUCUCUCUCUGUUUAAAAUUUUUUCUUAGGUACUUAAUGGAGAAUAUGAAAUAUUUUUUGUUUCAACACUCAUGUUUUUUUUGUUUUUUUCUUUUGUGAAAACAAAUAGAUUCUUUCAACUUAAUUUGUGAUACAAUGUCAGAUACAAUUAACAGUACUGUGAUACUGUGUAUUGUACACUCAUACUUAUUGGAGAAAUUUAAUUGUCUUUUUUUUUUAUCUCUGUUUACUGGGUUUUUUUUGCACAGUGGAAAUGAGAAAUCAUAUUUUAUAUGAUCAAAUAUUUGUUAUGAUUUUUUAUUAUUUUACUUCUUGUGAAACCAAAAUAGAUUCAACAUAGUUUUUGCGAGAAUUUCAUAUACUGUGAUACUGUGUAUUAUACAUUGGUCCCUCGUUUAACGAACACAAUUCGUUCCAGAAGGUCGUUCGUUAACCGAAACCAUUGUUUCAAUGGGAUUUUGGGUAAUUGGUUCCAGCUCACUGAAAAUUACAUACAAACUAAAAAUAA
Messenger RNA from Homarus americanus (American lobster), 4407 nucleotides. RefSeq lists its product as uncharacterized. Bases 430 to 2118 code for a protein of 562 amino acids. Gene Ontology annotation, molecular function: RNA binding. Lineage: Eukaryota; Metazoa; Arthropoda; Malacostraca; Decapoda; Nephropidae. The record is from RefSeq and is a predicted model, not a curated record. The transcript is spliced from 12 exons.